UGUAGAUGUAGGUGUAGCUACACGUCGUACAUCUUAGCAGGAGUUUGUUCACAUCCGUGUGUCAAAAUCUUUACCGCCGGCGCGUGCUGAAGAACCGACAGUGAUUGAAGUGACGGCUUUUACUUUUUUGUCCGAAUCAAAAACCGAAAUCAUGGCGUCCCUCUGCACCUAUGUUCUCCUGUUCGGAGUGUCUCUGGCUCUGAUUCUGGUUUGCCCCUUUACCAAGACGGAGGAGUCCUUCAACAUGCAGGCCAUGUACGACUUGUAUUACCGAGGGGACGAACUACAUAGAUACGAUCACAAGCUCUUCCAGGGAGUGGUGCCCCGCACCUUUCUCGGCCCGAAAUUUGUCCAGGUGUUUCUCUUCCGACCGAUGUAUCAAAGAAAAAAAGUUCGCCACGAUCACUCAUGCGCAUUUUCGCAAUACGAAAUUUUCUGUCAUGCGUAAAAAUGCAUCACGGCCACACUUCAUAAGGGAUUUCCCUAGUGUUUCUGCAAUACAAGGACUACAAGCUGUGACGCUAAAAAAAUUUGUAAUGCAAAACCUGCAAGGUAUAGGUAAUGACAAACUUUUUUCUCUCCAUACAAUGGAGUAUGUCUUUAGUGACGCUGGUGAAGACCUCAGCGAUGCAUUUUCCAGUACCUCCUCCGCGGGCACAGCUCCUGGAAAGACUAUGGACAGCCACUUUAACAGCAAAAUCUCCGGCUUUUCUCUUCUGCUCUCAAUCCGCUGCUUCCUCGGUCUCUGCAGCUUGCUCGUGUUUCUCCAUCUGGGGCGGAGCUUAGAUCGAAUUUUAAGGCGGGUGAAGAGCGUUCUGAAAACAACAGCACCCACGGGCGCGGGAGGGAAGCCGUUGCAAAUUACCGAUACAACCGGAAAUAAACUGAGGAACAGCUCAACGACGUCCACAGCAGCUGCAGGUGAUCUCAACAAAAGGGAAAGAAACGACAAGACACCUGUCGUCUCAACUCCGGUGAAGACGAUCUUUUUUUUAUUUCUGCUAACCCAAUUUCACCUCAUGUUUUACUCCAGCCGGUCGCUGCCAAACACUUUCGCGAUGCAACUGUGCGGCUUGGCACUGAGCUACUGGAUCCGGAAACACUGCUUCAAGACUGUGUUUUUGGUCACGUUAACCGCCGUCUGUUUCCGCUGCGAGAUGGCGUCGAUUUGGCUCGCUUUGUUCUUCGACAGUGCGAUCAAAACCAGCUCGAGUAACAAGAAAACCCCGCGGACUUACAAGCGGAAAUUUUGGUUCGCGACGGUAAUUGGGGUUUUAAUGGCGUUACCAUUGACAGUGUUCGUCGACAGCUUCUAUUGGCGGAAAACGGAAUACAGUUUGGAUCUGUGUCGAGUGGAGAUCGAUGCAGGGGCGACGAGUACUGGUGCAAGCACAACUACCUCCUCCGCUGGAGGUGCAUCUUCUGCGUCCUCUCCCUUCUACACGAUCUCUGCGAUGAAACGGAAUCUGAAACACACCACGACUAGUCUUGCGUUAAAAGUCCGGAAAGCGGCGUGCGAUACGAAUCAUCCGUAUUUCCAUAAACACACGCUGUUUGGGCGGACCAUCCGGAACUUCACCUGGCCGGAAUUUUUCGUGUUUUGGUUAUGAAUGUGCAUAACUCCCCCUCAUUUGUCAUGCAAAACACAAAAUCCAGGCUGUGCCUCUUGGCACUGUUUAUUGCAUGACAAACUCCGGAAGCGGCCCAAAUAGCACUGCAAUUCUGUUCAAAUUUGUCAUGCAAAACCUGAAUUCUCGCCGGCGCUUGUAUGGCCGUUCAUGCUAUAGCUAUACAAAUAAGGGGGUGGAGUUGUGCACGCUCAUAUUGGUUCAACGGGUACGAGAACCGCAGUGGGGAGUACGGGGUGAACUCAAAGCACUGGUACUUCACCAGCGCGCUACCGAAGGCUUUGGGGGCUUUGUUAUUGGUUCUGAUUGUGGAAAUCAACAUUCUGAUGGUGGUGAGUCAGCGGAACGCCAGCAAGAAGAACCAACAAAGUUCUUUGGAAGGCAAGAAAGCUGCUCUGUCUGCUGGUGCCGAGAGUGGAGGACAAGCGGGUGCUAGUACAACUUCCGGCAGCAAAACGACGAGUAACUCAAUCCAGAAAGUGGACACGACUAGCGCAGGAGCAUCCGUUGCACCAAGCCCAGUGCACUUCUACAUCUUUCUCUUCCGUCUCUGCUGUAUCUGGAUUCUGACGCCGACUGUUGUGUUGUCCAUCCUCCCGCAUAAAGAGCUCCGCUUCAUUUUCGUCCCCAUCCUGGCCUCUGUCGCAGUGUUAGCCGCCCUAGCCGCGGUAAGGAGAGAAUCGUGCGCGAUAAGCAGUACAACUACUCCUGGAAGUAGAUCCUCUUCUUUCCUCAGCCAGAAAUUUUUCUACGACUCCUUUCUUCUCUAUGGGAGUGUCAGGAUUGAAAUCGACAGACUUGAAAUAACUUGUAAUGCAUAAAAUCGAUACCAGUUGGAAGCCCAAUUUCCAAGCGGCGCAUGACAAAUUUUCGGAGCACUGGAAUCCAAUUUGUCAUGCUGUUUGGGCACAGAAGAAUGCUUUUGUCAUGCUCCUUUAGCAACUCUAUCCCAAACCCUAAAUAGGCUAUACAAUACAAUCUGCCGCACUUGCCACCCCGGCAAGACAGGCACUUCAUGCCUUGCAUUUUAUGCAUGACAAAUCAUUUCAACUUUGUGGAUUUCAAACCUGACGCAUCCAUAUUCUCGUUAUCGUAGCGAUCCAAGCGGGCAUGUUCUACGGGCGGCUAAUCGUAUCAAAUGUAAAAAUGUCUGGGUCUGGAAGGUUGCAACUUGUGAUGCUGUCUUUGGAAGGUAAAAAAAAAUCUGUAUUGCAUGACCAACAAGAGGGGUGCAGUUUGUGCUACGCGGAGUGGGCGCUUCUCAUGCGGAAUACGCAUCAGAAGGCCCUUCAAAAAUCUGUGAUUCUCGGCCAUGCAUUACAGGCAUCAUGGGUUAUGCAAAAUAUGCAUGACAAACCCGGCAAUCUUCCAGACCCAGACAUUUUCACACUUGACAAAUCGCUUCGAUCUACAAUUACCCCGCCGGCUGGGUUUUGCAGGAGAUGCUGACAAACAGGUUUGCGGUAAACGUGCAAAAUGUAGCCGCCCCCGGGCCCGUCGCGCUGCCCAGACAAGGAGCGACGGCGACGAUGUCGGCGGAAGAGCCGACGCGAUCCCUGCCGUUUUUGUCCCUGGACAUGUUUUGGUUCGUGCAAAACCUGGAAACGACGCUGAGUUUGGUUUUUCCGUUUUUGCCGGAUUUGGUCAGACACGUGGAAACAAAUUUCAUCCCCGAUCGAGACUACUUCAAUGCAGUUAUGGCUUUGAGUUUGGACUACGGCGAGCAGAUAUUUCACCGACUCAGCUGGGGAAAAACCAGUAAGACGGAAGCAGAGAAAGCAAGGGAAGUAGCUACAGCUACAGGGGAGAAAUCUGCUGCCUCUUCUGGAAGGGACGGAAAACCAAGAAAAGAAACUAUUGAUUGGAAAGUGCAGGUGACGGAAUUUACGGAGAAUCUACUGUACGGGCCGAAAAGCAACAAGGGAAAGAAGAAAAGUGGCGCAGAACAAGAUAAACCGGCAAAAAGCGUGAAAAUCGACUUCCGCACGCUGGAAGAAAUGUUAGUGAUGGCGGACUAUGCAUUGCAAAGGUAUCGUACUCGUACUAAUCGCAUUUAUGCAUUGAAUUUUUUUUUGCCAAGUUAAAUCCGCAUUACAAAUUGCAUUUCUCAUUCUGAGGAAAUUUGGCAUGCGAUUUGUACUAGUACGGAGGUACUUUUUCAGUGCAUACGGACGCAGCUGCAACCUCCACCACGACAGCACUACCGGAAGAAAAAAACCGCACGACAAACUCGACCGAGCUUGAUGAAAACAUAACCACAGCUGGAAAAAAGAAGCCAACCGAUAAAAAUAUCAUUACCGAAGACGUGCUCCGCCACUCUCUCCACCUCCACCGGUGGCUCUCCACGGCGAAGAAAUUUCUUGCCUCGAAAGUAAACCGAAAACUUUUCAAAACCACUUUGAAUAAAGACAGUAGUUUGCAGCAGGUCUCCAUUACGCAACUGCUCGUCAGCCCUUUUUUCUUCAAAACCGAGUUCAACGACGAAGCGCUUUUGAAGAACAAAGACCGGCUGAAAUUCUUCGAUUUCGAGAAGGGGACGGAGCAGGUUUUCCGCCGGUUGGAAAAAUUACUUUCUCUCCACUCCACGACGUUUUCCCGGACCGAUUUGCAGGACACGGAUGAAUAUGCAUGGCAAAAGUAUCGUACUCGUAAUAAUCGCAUUCAUGCAUUGCAAAUAUCUUUCUCGAGUUAGAUCCGCAUUACAAAUUUCAUUUCUCAUGCUGAGGAAAUUUGUCAUGCGAUUUAUACUAGUACGAUGCUUUUGCAGUGCUGGCACUGCAUAAUGAAAGUGCAGUGACUGUCCUUGCCCCGAAUCGCAUCCCGUUGCACUUACAUCUCGACCGUCUUGCGGUGAAUUCCGGCAUCACCCAGUACAUCACUCGGAGUUUCUAUCGCAAGAAAAAAACUGUGUAACUGUAACUUUGUGUUGCAGAAAAUGCAAAACUGUUACGCUUGUCAUGCUGGACAUGCGUCAGAGGCUAUUUUCGUACGUGUUUAUUUCAAGUACAAGUUUACGCAACAUGACAGGUUGUUUCAUGCAGAGCAAACUUGUGAUGCUAUUCCUCCAAGAAGCACAAUUACACAGUUUUUUUCUUGCAUAGUUUCGCCGCCGUCACGAAGGAGGUUUUGCCGAUUAUGCAUUGCAAAAGUAUCGUACUAGCAUAUAGUCGCAGGACAAAUUGAAAUUUCCUCCGCGUGAGAAAUAAAAUUUGUAAUGCGGAUUUACCUUGAGAAUGAGAGUUGUAAUGCGUGAAUGCGAUUAGUACGAGUACGAUACUUUUGCACAGGAUACCGAUGGAGCGGAAGCAAAAGUCGAACUUGCCGGACAUCAUAAUCGGGGAGUACGACGCGACGGCGAACACGGAAAGCCAGAAAAGCUUCGAGAAAUUGCUGGAAAAGGGGAAGUAUGAGGUCGUAGACGUGCACUACCAGUUUGCGCGGAUGCGGUAUAAGGAACUUGUGGUGGAGUUGGUGCCGACGUUGUACACGUUCGUGAAGGGGCUUGAGGAGUAAAACGAAUAUAAAACUGCCGUAAAGUAGGGGGUUCGUGAAGAACUUCAUUUAAUCAACUUAUCCGCUGUACAACUGGUAAAGAACUACAUACCACGUUCAGCUCCUUCCAAGAACAUUUGCUGACUGGAGCGCUUGCCAAAAGACCAUAAGUUCAAGAACAUUUAAUUCGCGCGUGCGUCACACUUGAGGUGUAAGUGCAUGCAUUUUCAAAGUCAGAUGCUGUCAAGACGCCCCUGGCGUGAGGUAAAU
Molecule: messenger RNA, 5390 nt
Organism: Amoebophrya sp. A120
Lineage: Eukaryota; Dinophyceae; Syndiniales; Amoebophryaceae
Source: the annotation of a GenBank genome assembly